This is a messenger RNA of Nannospalax galili (Upper Galilee mountains blind mole rat), 5984 nucleotides long. RefSeq names its product calcium responsive transcription factor (gene Carf). The transcript has 18 exons. The record is from RefSeq and is a predicted model, not a curated record. Bases 499 to 2883 code for a protein of 794 amino acids. Gene Ontology annotation, biological process: regulation of transcription by RNA polymerase II. NCBI's taxonomy places the organism in Eukaryota, Metazoa, Chordata, Mammalia, Rodentia, Spalacidae. Gene Ontology annotation, cellular component: nucleus. Gene Ontology annotation, molecular function: DNA-binding transcription factor activity, RNA polymerase II-specific; RNA polymerase II cis-regulatory region sequence-specific DNA binding.
UCCCCGCAGCCGUGCCCCGCCUGGCCGGGCCUCCUGCUCCUGAGUCCCUUUAAUCCUGGGGUUUAGAUGAAGAAAAGGCCCGCCUGCACCUCGCCCCUACUUUAGACUUUCAGUUGUGAAGUAACCCAAAGGCCUGACUUGGUCUCAGGGGUCCCGAUCAUUUCUCUAGUUCUUAGAGAACAUGCUGCUGUGAAGACAUAGCUUUCACAUGAACAAAGCUGGAGCAAUUAAGAUUUAGUUCCCCCCCCAAAAAAGAUCUUCAAUGAACAUAAAAGGACAUUUCUGGGGCUAACAGAAUGCUGCAACUUGGAUUUGAGACUUGAGCCACUGCUUGAAGGUAUGGUGAGGCCAACAGAUGAAGAGACAAUUGCCAUUAGAAAGAUAGCUUAUUUCCGAUUCUCAAGAGGAGAGUGGGACAUGCUGUACCAUGAAGGACCACACAACACAGCACCAAGCUAUUAAAUAAUAGGAGAAAAUGGAAUUGAAUAUGAAGCCGGCAUGGAACAGUGUAACAAUCCAUUAGGAGUCAACUGUAAUGAUGGUGAAGAGUCAGAAACAAAAGCUCAGGAAUUUGAGUGUCUAACCUGUAUGGACUCUGGUGAUCCUUCCUUUGAACAAAAUGAUUCUCCUAUCAUUUUGCCCAUCACUGCUCCUGAAGCAGAUGAUUCACUCACAUCACAGGAAAUACCACAGACACUGACUGAAACACAGACUCUUCCUGCAGAGCAAUUCCAUCUUGUGGACCAAAAUGGGCAAGCUAUUCAGUAUGAGCUUCAGCCAUUGGGAGAUUCUAAUGCACAAAUGAUGAUCAUUACCAGACCUUCAGAAAAUGGACAGGUGCUUCGUGUAAUUCCAUCUACCCAGACUGGAAUGGCGCAAGUGAUUAUACCUCAGGAGCAGCUUGUGGAUGUGAAUAGUCCUCCAGAUGUCUCCGAAGAGAAAUGCACUGACAGAAACUUACCAGCUGGAAGGAUAGACACUCUAGAAGACAGCACCAAUAAUUAUACUCUUCAUUCACAAACAUCCGUUGCAUUACCCAAAAAAAUGCUUGAAGAACCUUUGCUGGCUCCUCUUCAGCCACUUUCUUCUAACACACCUAUAUGGGCCUGUCGUCUUAGGAGUUGUGAGAAAAUUGGAGAUUCUUAUCGUGGCUACUGUGUAAGUGAGACUGAAUUAGAAAGUAUCCUAACAUUUCACAAGCAGCAAACACAGAGUGUUUGGGGAACACGCCAGUCUCCAAGCCCAGCCAAACCUGCUACACGCUUAAUGUGGAAGUCCCAGUAUGUCCCAUAUGAUGGAAUCCCAUUUGUCAAUGCAGGCCUUCUUGGGAGAAGAGCGGCUCCAAUCUCGUGGGUAUGGUGGUCAGCAGGCCUUAUACCUUGCUAUGUUGGGCCUUUGUAUACUCCUUCACUACAUGGCAACUUACAUCACCAAGAGACAGCAACCCAAGCAAGAGCAAGAAAGUACCCAAGAUGGAAGUUAUUCUUUUAUAACCAGUUAUCAAAAAAACCCAUCUUGUCACUUCUGCCAUAUUUACUAAGAAGGAGUCGAGCUGUAGUAAUGGAGUGUCAGUAUGGGCCCAGGAGAAAAGGAUUCCAGUUAAAAAAGAUCAGUGAACAAGAAAGUAGAUCUUGUCACUUCUACAAAGCUACUUGUCCAGCCAGGAUUUACAUAAAAAAGGUACAGAAGUUUCCUGAAUAUAGAGUACCUACAGACCCCAAAAUUGACAAGAAAAUAAUCAGAAUGGAACAGGAGAAAGCUUUUAACAUGCUAAAGAAGAACUUGGUGGAUGCUGGUGGUGUUCUUUGGUGGUAUGUACAAUUACCUACACAGCAAGCUCAUCAGUAUCAUGAGUUAGAGACUCCUUGCCUCCCUUUAUCUCCUUCCCCCUUUCCAACAUCUUCUCUUGAAGAAGAAGAAACUGUUGUCAGAGAUGAGAAUUGUGCAUUGCCCUCACGUCUCCAUCCUCAAGUAGCACAUAAGAUUCAAGAAUUAGUAUUGCAGGGAAUAGAACAAGUGUAUGCAGUAAGGAAACAGCUAAGAAAAUUUGUGGAAAGAGAACUUUUCAAACCUGAUGAGAUACCUGAAAGACAUAACUUAUCUUUUUUUCCAACUGUAAAUGAUAUAAAAAACCAUAUUCAUGAGGUACAGAAAUCCUUGAGGACUGGAGAUGUGGUAUAUAACUCAGAGAUUAUUCCAGCAACGCUUCAGUGGACUACAGAUAGUGGGAAUAUUCUCAGAGAGACUGUGACAGUUACAUUUGCAGAAGGAAAUUCACUAGGAGAAUCAGUUACUACCAAAGUGGGAACAAAUCAGACAGGGACUUUGUCUCCAGAGGCAGCUCACUUGCUCUCCCCACUUUCUUCAUUUCAGCCCAAAAUAUUUACGCAACUUCAGGGUUUGCAGUUACAGCCAAGACUCUCUCCUGAUGGAUCACCAGCUCUGAUAUCAGUAAAUAACCAUCCCUCCUCCAGUCCUUCAAGACUUCUGGAUUCAGUAGGAAAUGCUGUGGUGAAUAAUAAUUCUCUGUUGCUUGGUCAAAGUCAAAGUCUUCAAACAGAUACAUGCCUAACUCAAAACAAUAGUACUGCUUCCACCAUGGGGAACCUCCCAGAACCAGUUCAAAAUCUAGUUGCAAUGGAUCAGCUGGUGGAAGCUGAAGAUGUUGAGGAUACAGGGAUUCUGGAAAGAAGUGUACAUAGGAUUCUCUUGAGAGAUGAGCAGAGCAUUCCAAUACGAAUCAUAGACGGCCGCCCAGCUGUUAUUGAAGAAAAUCCAGAAGAUACUGUUUCCAUGAACCAAGUUAAACAAGAACCCAAAGAACCAACAUUGUCUAUAGAAGCAAAAAAAAUUUUGGACUGUAAAAAAUUAUCUGCUACAUAAAGAAUUAUCUGCUACAACUCUGUAAUUUCUGAUGUCUUAGAAGGUGAAGAUUACUAAAGCUUGACAUGAUGACUGGACUGGAGAUUGGUUUGAUAAGCAGCUUUGACUUGAUACUGGCAUAUUUGUUGCCAAUUCCAUAUUUUUAUCUCCUUAGGAAUUAUUUUACUUUAUAUUGUAUUCCUAUGAUCUAUGAUUAUCUAAUAAGGCCAGUAUUUCAAAAGAUCACCUGAAGUUAUCUUCAAUAAUUUAGUCUGAACACAAAUAGUUUUUUAUCUCAUCUCUGGAAAUACCCGGUUUGGGUUCUUAAAAGACAAAAAGACCAACAAUAAAAACAGUGUAUGAGCGCAUGUAUGGGUGUAUGUCAUCAAUUUUAAAGUUGUGAAAAAAUUUUUAGUUAGCAGAUAGGUGACAGAAUCUUGUAGUCUUAUCUUAUUUGGAAAGAUAAAGCAAAAGAUUUUUCAUAGUAACACAAGUUUCAAGCAGUCACAUCCCUGGCAACUGCACUUGCAAUUCAGCUUCUUGUAAGUUUUGUACUUUUAUCUAUAAAUGAAUAGAAUACUAAUGGUCAUCUGAUAGAAAUUUAAAUGUCUUGAUAGGAAUUGAAUAAUUUAGCUUGAAUUAACCAGAUAAGUAAAACAAAUAAAUAUAAAUUACACAGAUUUUAUUCAGUAUUGGAGAUAAAACUCUCUUUAGCAAUAGAAACAUGAAGAAGUUCAAAGAAUUUAAAGAAGUAUUGAAUUCCCUGCUAUUUAUAGAUCAUUUGGGGAACUUUUGAUGAUAGCAAAAUUUUAUUAGUGUUUUGAAGAUUCAGUUUUGGCUAGAAAAUAAUUUAAAUGGUAUGUACAUUUUUCUAUGCCAGAGUUCUCACAGAAUUGAUUGUAUUAGGAUUUAUGUAUUUCACGGUAAGUAUACAUAGUUUAAAUUUUAGUUCAUAUUUUAAACUUUUAAUGCCAGAUCUGAUAUUUGAUCAUUAAAUAAGUGUAUUUACUUGUAAUACCAAAUUACUAGUAAUCAGUAUAUUCAUUAUGAGCUUGUUUUCUGAAAGAUUGGCCAGCUAAAAAUUUCCAUUGUAACUGUCAAUAAAUCAACCUGGUUGAGUGGUGUGCAUCUGUAAUCCCAACACUCAGGAAGUAGUGACUUAUGAGUUUAGGUUAGCCUAAGCUAUACAGUAAGACCUUAUCUCAAAAGAAAGAGACAGAGAGAGGUACAUCCUAAAAGAUUUUGUUUUUUCUAGAGACUUAUUUGUGGAUAUAUUUUAAAUUUUGUUUCUUAAAAAUAAGGAGUCCAAGUGGAUAUUGAUGUUUAAUAUUCAAAGCAUGAACAAUACAAUAUGGAAUUUAACCUUAAUACUUUAUAGUCACUUUUUACUUUUCUAAGUCCAGUCUCCCAUUCUCAGUUUAGUUUGUUUUAGGUACAUGACAUAUUGCUAAAUGUAAAGCACUGUUAUUUUAGAAGUAGGUGGAACUCUAAAAUUCUUUGCUCUUUAGAUAGAUUUAUAUCCUAUUCAAUAUAAAUUUUAUUAUUUAUAUCUUACUUAUGCAAAGUUAAUAUCUACUUAUAUGUAUGAUUUUCAGUAAAAACUGCUUUUCCUUUUCUUAAGAACUGAAAAUAUUUGAUGCCAGUAUUUAUAGAGGUAGGCUGCUAAAUUUGAGUAAGUUCAACAGAACUUAGUAACCUCAGACCUGAAGUUCUCUCAGUCUGUGUGUACUUAAAAGGAGUAAGUCCAAAUAUAUAGUUUGGAAUUGUAUUAUAGGUAUUAUAAUAGUCUUUUCAUUUAUUAUCCUUUUUUUUUUUUUUGGCCUUUUUGAGACAGGAUCUCCCUGUAGCCCCAGCUGUCCUGGAACUCACUAUGUAGACCAGGCUGGCCUUGAACUCACAGAGAUCCGUCUGCCUCUGCCUCCCCAGUGUGGGGAUUAAAGGCGUGCGCCACCACACCGGGCCUCAUUUAUUAUCCUUUUUAUAGAAACUUUUUAAAAGAACUAAUAGGUCUUCACUUUACAAUAAUGAUAAAGAUUUAUUAUUAAAUAUUUCACUAGUUGAAUUAUAUUCUUUUGGAGACAUUCCUGUUUGAUGUUGAGCUACUAAGGAGAAAUGCUUGUUAAGAAACAACUAGUCCAUUUCCUGUGAGAAUGAGAAACAUCAGAGGAUUCAAAAUUUGCAUUUCAUCAAAAACAAACAUAAAAUAUGUUUCUGUCACUCAUUCUGUAUAAAUGUCUCUUCUGUUUCUAUUUUUUAUCAUGAGGACAGAAAGUUUACAUAUAUUGUUCCUACAAACAAAAACAAAACAGAAGACCAAACACAUGAAGGAAAAUUUAAAUCCUUAAUUGUAUACUCUUGUUUUUUAGAUAGAAACUGGAAGUAUUAAUAUUUUUGUGUAUUUAAAUGAGUAGUUCUUCAAAAAUGGUGUCUAAAUGAGUUUAAAAAUUCAUUUGUCUUCUAAAUGCAUGCAUACUCAACACAUCAGUAGUGUUUAAAGGUGUUUAGCAUCAUUUUAAAACUGUGUUUACAAAUUUUAAAUGUUUAAUUAAUUUUAAACGUACUAGAUCUUAAACACAAGCAUUCUCCUAACAACUCUACAGCAAAGUUUGACAAAUGUUCUUUUGUGUCAUAUAUUACAAAAUGUAAUAUCUGUAGUGAUAAGUUGGACAUUCAAAAUAAGCAGUUAGAAAUUCACAAUUACAGCCCAGUUUGUUUCUUCAUUGUAGUUUUCCUGUUCCAGACCUCCACGUGAAGUUUGCAUAUACAGCAGUAAGUUAUAGAUAAAAGAGCCAUGAUAGACUUUUCCCUCAGUAGUAAUUUUCUGUGUAAGCAGUUAGCAUACUUAAAAAGCUUUAACUCUAUAUGCAAGAUAAAUGUUUCCUAAGCAUCACAAAAGUAAUAGGAAACAUAAGUUUUGGGAUCCGGUCCUUUACUGAAGUUUCUAAUUUUGAGACCUUUCAUCUUGUAUUUCAUCUUCUUUAUAUCCUGUCAAAAUAUAUACUUAAUCAUGUAGGUAUGAGAUAUUGUUUACUUUAUGCUAGGUUUAUAAAGAGAUUUAAAAUGUGUGUGUAUAUACUGUAACUUAAUAUACAGUGUUCUUAUAAUGUAAUUUUUUCAUUAAA